Molecule: messenger RNA, 1724 nt
Organism: Arachis ipaensis
Lineage: Eukaryota; Viridiplantae; Streptophyta; Magnoliopsida; Fabales; Fabaceae
Source: RefSeq, a predicted model, not a curated record
CUCUUUGGUCUUGUCCGUGUUUUUUUAACUUUUUAUGAACCAUAGUCGAGAGCAGCUAGGGUUCAGUUUCGUUCUGCUGAGUCGCAUACCGCUGUUUAGUGUUUAGUAUUAAUCAUAGAAAGAAGAUAAGAGAAAAGGAAGAUGAACGAACAAAAAGAGAUGCAAUACGUGUGUUUCAAGACGCUAGAUAUGUUUUAUGGAAUCGACGUCUCCGAUUUGCUUUCUCCGCCCAAGGAGUUGGAGGACCAGGCGGUGCUGACUUGGGCUUCUCUUCCUCCGAUUCCAGCUGCUUUCAAGGCUGAUCUUCCGGCUUUCUGCAUGCAGCUUGUGGAGUUCGACUCCAACUUCUAUCUCCUCGGCGGUCUUCAAAAUCGUCCUUUCGCCAAAUCUCGUUUCGGUCCUCCUUCGUUCAAAACAUUCCAACUUCAUCUGGAAGAAGAUAAUGAGAAACAGAAGCAGAAGCAGUUAACGUUCAAGGAGGUGGACUCAAUCUCUAAACCACCAAUGUGCUACGCCAAGAUGGUGUUCGACUACGAAAAAAUUAAGAAGGAUUAUUAUUUCAUCCAGUUCGAUCCCAUGAUGCCUCGAGUAUCAUCGGAUUCCUUCUGGGUUCUGCCCUCACAAACACGUGACUGGCAACCUCUACCGUCUCCUCCUGACUUGGGCCUCAGUAUUUUUGAUGUACUUGAAACAAAUCAUUUUGUGUAUGAUGAAAAAAUAUAUUUUCAAACCAUUUAUAUGACAAAUGAUGGAUCUAUGGAAUUAAAGAGCAAAACUUCUUCACCCAGUGUUGGAGAUAUGACAGAUGAUGCAUUUAUGGAAUUAAAGAGCAAAACUUCUUCACCCAAUGUUGGAGAGUUGGAAAGCGUGCUCUUCUAUUCCUUUGAUCCAUCCUUGGGAGGUGGGACAUGGACUAUACAGGGGGGAGCUGAUGCAUUCAUAGAAUCUUUCAGUUUUACUGUUCAGGGCAGACAGCGCUACCACCGUCCCAUUACACUGCCUCUUCCAGUUCGCGGGGAUUAUAGUCUUCAUCUCUCUACUUCUGACAUUGAAAGAUCCGAUCAUUUUGGUGAAUGGAAAAAUGGAUAUAAAGCAACCUUACAUGCCUUGCUUGUGAACAAAAGAGGUGUUCGAUUUGUUCAGCCAAUCGAGGGUUGUUUUGAGGGCAUCCAACCUGCAUUUUAUGCUGCAUGUCCGACUCUCGUCUACCUUGAUAACAACAUGGUUUGUGCCAUGUUAAUUGGCUUUCUAGAGGAGCAUCAUAAACGUAGAUGUCCAUUAUUUUGUGUUUCUAUAUUUCAGUUAUCUAUCAUGGAGGAUGCUAUUGAUAUGGAUUACAUUAACAGUCCUGCUCAUAAAAAGGUUCAUAAUUUCUUAACUGUUAAUGUAAUCAGGAGAAAUGUCUAUUCCAUGGUAGAUUAUUUGGAAAGACCUUUUAUACGGAGAGACAUAUACCCAUUUAUAGAUGAAAUUAAGGAAUUUCUUUGGAUAGAGUCAAAAGAUCUUCUCUCUCCUGUGUCAAAGAAGCCAAAGCUCAUCUAGAGUUAUUUCCAUUUUAACAUCUUUUAUUCAUGUUUUGCUUAAAUUUUCUUUGGAUGUAUUUUUGGUUUAAGAAUUAAGAAGACAUGAUACUUCCAACUGUAUUUUGUGGAAUUGGAAACUUUAUACUGAAAGAAUUGGGUUGAAUUUUUUAAAGAAUUCCUUUGUAAUUGUUUAAUUUGGGA